Molecule: messenger RNA, 2091 nt
Organism: Choloepus didactylus (southern two-toed sloth)
Lineage: Eukaryota; Metazoa; Chordata; Mammalia; Pilosa; Megalonychidae
Gene: TMEM38A
Product: transmembrane protein 38A
Exons: 6
Coding region: 52-930 (292 amino acids)
Biological process (GO): potassium ion transmembrane transport
Cellular component (GO): membrane
Molecular function (GO): identical protein binding; potassium channel activity
Source: RefSeq, a predicted model, not a curated record
GCGGCGGGCCGCAGCGGGCCGGGGGCCGCGGUGGGAGAGGGCGCGCGCGCCAUGGAGCUGCUGUCGGCGCUGAGCCUGGGAGAGCUGGCGCUGAGCUUCUCGCGGGUGCCGCUCUUCCCGGUCUUCGACCUCAGCUACUUCGUCGUCUCCAUCCUCUACCUCAAGUAUGAGCCAGGAGCUGUCGAGCUGUCCCGGCGCCACCCCAUGGCCUCUUGGCUGUGCGCCAUGCUGCACUGCUUCGGGAGUUACAUCCUGGCAGACCUUCUCCUGGGAGAGCCCCUGAUCGACUACUUCAGCAACAACUCCAGCAUCCUGCUGGCCUCAGCCAUCUGGUACUUGAUCUUCUUCUGCCCCCUGGACCUCUUUUACAAGUGUGUCUGCUUCCUGCCUGUGAAGCUCAUCUUUGUGGCCAUGAAGGAGGUGGUGAGGGUUCGCAAGAUCGCGGUGGGCAUCCAUCACGCGCACCACCACUACCACCACGGGUGGUUCGUCAUGAUCGCAACUGGGUGGGUCAAAGGCUCUGGCGUGGCGCUCAUGUCCAACUUUGAGCAGCUGCUCCGAGGGGUCUGGAAACCAGAGACCAACGAGAUCCUGCGUAUGUCCUUCCCCACCAAAGCCAGCCUGUACGGAGCUGUGCUUUUCACCCUCCAGCAGACCCGCUGGCUCCCGGUCUCCAAAGCCAGCCUCAUCUUCGUCUUCACCCUGUUCAUGGUCUCCUGUAAGGUGUUCCUGACGGCCACGCACUCCCACAGCUCCCCUUUCGACGUCCUGGAGGGCUACGUCUGCCCCGUGCUAUUCGGGACAGGCCCGGGGGGCGAACACCCCCACAACCACGGGGCCCCCGGCCCGCCGCACUCGCCCCUGCCGGCCAGGUCCAAGGAAGAGCUGACCGAAGGCUCCAGGAAGAAGAAGACGAAGAAGGCGGAUUAGGGGGGGCCGGGGAGAAGACCCAGGAUCCCCAGAGCUGGGCAGGGGGGCAUCCUGUCCUCAUCUCCCCCCUCUCAGCCUCAACUUCCCUGUCUGCAAACUGGGGCCAUCGGCCCACCCCUGAGGGCUGAUGUGGGGGUUUCAGUGAGAUAUAGGUGUGCGGGGAUUUGUAGGAAUGGGCCCCCCUUUUCUCUCUACCAGGCCUGCCCGGAGUUUUCAGGGAGCAUCUGGAAUCCGGCAGUGCUCCCCCGGUCCUGUUUUUCUCCCCCCUCUCUGAUACUGCAUCUCGACUCUGGAGGACUUUCAGGCUCCGUUGUACCACGUACCUACCACUGCACCUGACAUGGGAGGGGGGUCAAGGGUGGGGGUCACCCAGUGAUUUCAAAAUCUCUCCUGCCCAGGCUCCUGUGCCCAGAAAUUCCCAGCUCUUGCUGGGCAUCCUUGGGCAGGUUGCCUGCCAUCUCUGGUCCUCAAAUUCCCCCUUUGCACAGGGGCCGGGAGACUCAGCCCUACCUUGUCCUGCAGAGCUCCUGCGAGGCCGGACAAGGGCUCAUUGGCACAAGAAGACUUUAAUGAGCUCCGAAAGGCCGUGCUGUCAGGAGGGGAGAGAAGGGUGGUUGCUCGUUAUGGCUGAAAAUGGCUUUGCAUUUUAGAUCCUAUAUCCUUGUGGAUCAGAGCAGCACACGAGUGACUCGUCACGAAGGAGACACGCCUGGGCCCAACCUGAGAGCCCAAGGAUCCUCAGCUUCAGGCUGCCCCCGAGAUUGGGCUGGGAUUCCCAAGACCCAGCUCCGUCCUGGCGGCCACCACUCAUCCCGUUGGGUCCUGGAAGCAUCAGGCCUCCCUGACGCCGGUGUCCUCUAUCGUGACUCAUAUAGUCAGUCAAUAAACGCACGGACACCUGCUCUGUGCCGAGCCUUGUGCUGCUGCCGGGCAGGCUGGGAGCCUCUCCCGUCUCCUCCAUCUCAGCCAGGUGAGGGGGGUGCAUCUCCCCGGAGCACAGGGGUGGAGUGGAGAUUGCCACCGCCGUUGGGAAAGUGCCUUGUUCACGGUGAUAUCCAGGAGCUGGGUGGGUUCUGAGGCUGUAACGCCCCCAAACUCAUCCUCUCGCAUGCCGUCCGAGGCUCAGCACGAGGGCACAGCCAAUAAAUCCUUGUCAAUGAA